Caenorhabditis auriculariae is the source of this 3065-nucleotide messenger RNA. Lineage: Eukaryota; Metazoa; Nematoda; Chromadorea; Rhabditida; Rhabditidae. The record is from the annotation of a GenBank genome assembly.
AUGGCCGCGAAACGAUUCAUCCGAGGUUUGACGUCGCCUUGGAGUCUGGGAUUCUCGGGAUUCGGUCUCGCUUACGGUCUCUACCACAUCUGGGAGUUCGUUUUGAAUCUUCUGCAAAUCCUGUGAAAUUGAAAGAAGCAUUCAAAAUACAUUUUAGCCGUUAGUCUGCGAGAGAAAUGAACAGAUGAUUGUCUUCUGAACUUCUUGUCUUUCUAAACAAGCGGAGAAAAUUCUGAACUGAUUUGCGUGAUUUUUUGGCUUGAGGAGUUAUCAAAUUCAGAAAUUUCUGAAAUACUGUAUAAACAGAAGAAGUUCAGCUCGACGCAGUCUGGAACCAAAUACGAUUUGUAUGAAGAUCUCGCCGGCAAAACUUAUAUCGUCACAGGUGCCACUUCCGGCAUUGGACAGGUGAGAAUUCAUUUAAAUACGUACAGUUAUUUUCGAACAUUUUCAGGCCACCGCCGAAGAACUGGCUAAACGAAAUGCACGUGUUAUCAUGGCUUGCAGGUUUUCAUUUCGAAACUUUUUUGUUUUCAAUCUGAAGGCUUUAUUUUUUUUAAAAAAAUUGUCAAAGAUAUCAGAUUCGCUCUAAAACAUGAAAGCUCGGCUUUUUUUUUUAACUCAGAGACAAUCACCAAGGGGAGCCCUUGAGAAAACGCUGAAAAUUUUUUCACUUUUUUUUGAAAAUUGUUAAGAUUUAACUAAAUUCUGCGUGAGCUCUUCACCAAAAAGUCUCUUGAAACACUGAAUUCUUUUCUAUUUUUUUGAAAAAAAUGUUCCAAUGAUCUUCCUUGGACUGUGCUCUCAAAAGUCCAAUAAAUCUUAUAAUUUUGCGCGGAUUUACUAAGAUACUAAAAUCCAAACACCAAGUUCCUCUCUUUUAAAAGAAAUGUUAUCGUCUCUGAAUAGAUUCUUAGAAUAAAUGAAUAUCAUGGGGGCCUCUGAAAGGAGUUGAUGAGAAGAAAGAACAGCUAGAAAAGAUGGUAGAAAAGCUAAACUGAAAAAGUUUUUUGAAAAAUGUUUGUUCAAACAUUUUAUAUGUUUUUAAAAGAAUUUUUUCAAGUACCAUUCUGCAGAAACCGAGACAAAUGUGUGCAGGUUCGGCGCGACAUCGUCCUCAGCACUAGGAACAAACAGGUCGCUCUUUCUCCUUCCUUUUUGGAAGGAUCGUCUUUUUGCAGGUUUAUUGCCGCCAAUGCGAUUUGGAGGACUUUGACAGCAUCAGAGCCUUCGUGCAGAAACUCAGCAAAGGUUUUGCGCUUUCUUUUCCGUUUUUGACUCACUUUUUUGCAGGAAAGUUCGAGCUGGACAGGAUCGAUGGAGUUGUUCACAAUGCGGCCACGAUGAGUGGCGAACGACAGGUCAACAAGGUAAAUUCGGAAAAAAAACCUUUGGAGAUGGAAUUCACGGAAAAGGACAACAUUUACAGUUCUGAGUUUAAAAUUUUCUCAACUAUACAUUUAAAUAUUUGUUUUAAAUUUCAAACUGGCCUGAUUAAUGGAAUAUUUCAGACGUGCAAUAACACAAGCACCUUAUCAAUUCACAAAAUUUUAUUUUAAAAAACUUUACAGAAAAUUGAAGGAGGGCGAAAAUUUAUAAGAAAAAAAAAUGAAAGGACAGAAAAUUGAAAAAGAAUGAAUAUUUAAUCUUCUUCUGUCAGGAAGGGAUCGAAAAAACGUUGGCGGUGAACCACCUAGGAAGCUUCCUGCUGACGGGCCUCAUCAUGGAGAAACUUCUGGCGCAGACGAAUCCCGUCCGCAUCGUCUUCCUCAACUCGAACGUCAUCGACCGAAACUGCGACAUCAACUUCGACGAUCUCAACGCCGAGCACAUGAAGAAGUACGACGGCUACGACGUCUACAAACACAGCAAACUGGCCGCCGCGCUUUUCGCCCGCGAACUUUCCGACAGAACCAAAGGUUUAGUAACAAUGAUACAUUUAUCCUCGUGUCAUCGAAGUAAGAGUUCAAACUAAAAACAGGUUAGUAUUUAUCCAUAAAAAUGCAUCUAUUUGCUAUUUGAAACAAAACAUUCGAAUUAUCGCAUUUUUUAGGAACAAAUGUAUCGGUUUUGGUCGCCGACCCGGGACGAACAAAGUCGAAUCUUUCUGCUCAAAUGGACGGCCAGACCUUCUUCCUCAGCCGAUGGCUUCUCAAAAUUGUCAGGUCGGUAAUGUUGAAUUUCUUCUCAAAAAAUUCAUCAUUUUUUUUUCAUAAAUAGUUAUUCAGCUGAAGAAAAAUAAGCUCUCACCACAAAACUCACAAGAUAUUAAUAAUUGAAAAUAAACUCGAAAAGAUUGAAAAUUAUUGGAAGUUUCUGAAAUUUGUUCGGUAGUUAGUACUUUUUAGCAGAAGGUUUUGAAGAGAUGUGAGUUGCCAAAAAUCAAGGGAAUGUUUAAAAAAUUAGCAGUUCUCAUACUUAAAAGCUCCAGCAAAGUUUUCAACGCGCCGAUUAGAAGGAGUUAGAAAAAUUAGCAUAACUGUAGUCUUUUUUUUAAUUACUACGUAUGAUUUUUUUUAAUUAGCAAAAUUUAAAUUUUUGUAAGACCAGCCAAAAUAACAAGAAAUUACUUUCUUGCAGUUUUGGCAUGGGCGAAAGAAGGACGGAAAAAGCGGUUCGGCCGGUCUUGUAUGCGUUGGCGGAUCCGGAGACUGCUGGAGAAUCAGGCAUUUUCAUCGAGUUUUUAUCUCAUUUCAAGACGAAAUACAUAUUUUUUUUUCCAGUCGUGAGAGGAAAUCCCAGCCGUGGAACGAGGUAGUUUUGGACAAUUUGAAGCGCGAAAAACUCUGGAAUAUCAGCGAAGCCUGGACACAUUUUGCUGCUCAUUUGAAACAGGUAUCCUUCUACUUUUGUAAGAAAAUUAAGGGGUUUAGAAACAUAGUUCCGUAAAUAAUGUCAUGAUAGAGGAACAAGAAAAGUAUUAAAUAUCAUAAACAGAAUUGUUCAACAACCGUUUCUUUCAGUUGAAAGAAGACCUCGGAGAAGCAGCUUCAGCAAUGUCCGACUCUCCGGAAGCCGCUUCCACGAUCACGAGAACCAAAACUUGGAAAACCCUUUGGCUGUAA